AUGAGCCGUGCCAGCAGGGGUGCCCAGGCCCCGAGCCACCGCAAGCGCCUCCUGCCUUCAGUGGCCCACACCCCAUCUGUCACCCAGGUCACACCAGCCAAGAAGAUCACCUUCCUGAAGCGAGGGGACCCGCGGUUCGCCGGGGCCCGCCUGGCCGUUCACCGCCGCGCCUUCAGGACCUUCAGCGCGCUGAUGGACGAGCUUUCUCAGCGGGUGCCUCUCUCCUUUGGGGUGCGCUCGGUCACCACGCCCCGGGGCCUGCACGGCCUCAGCACCCUGGAGCAGCUCGAAGACGGUGGCUGCUACCUCUGCUCCGAUAAGAAGCCCCCAAAGACCCCCAGUGCGCCAGGCCAGCCUCAAGGAAGAAGGCCCUCUACUCUGCAGUUGCAGGAUCUCGAAGGUCGGCGCGAGGUGCCGGGAACGUCCUCUUCCUGGAGGGGUCCUAAAGCCCCAAGGAGGGUGGUGCUGGUUAAGAACAGUGACCCUCGAUGCCAGCAGACAGUGGUUCUCAGCCACAGAAACACCAGGAGCCUGACGGCCUUUCUCAGCAAAGCCUCCGCUCUUCUGCACUUUCCUGUGCGGCAGGUGUACACAGUCGGUGGGAGGAAGGUGGACUCUCUGCAGAGUCUGCUGUGUGGCCCCUCUGUGCUGCUGUGUGCCGGUCAUGAGGCCUUCAGACCUCUGGCCAUGGAAGACGCUGGCAGACAUUGGACUGAAACUUCAUCUGGGUUGACUUUAAGGAAUGAAAACGGGAGCUGGGGGCCAAAGGCCAAGCCGAGCGUGAUCCACUCGAGGCCCAGGUCGGGCGGCAGGCCGCGGGGGUUCUCCUUGCUGUCGGAGAGGUCUGGUGUUGGUGAUCGAGCCUGGGAGGGCACUGCCCCCAACAAGCAGGCUCACGAUGCGCCUGCCCAGCUUGGCUCCUUGGUGGCUGGAGAUGACCUGGAGAAGAAGGUCUGCGUGAAUGAGGAUGGCAGCCUGUCUGUGGAGAUGAAAGUCCGCUUCCACCUCCUUGGCGAGGACACACACCUGUGCUCACGGAGGGUGGGGCGGGCCAGCGGGGAGGGCCCUGUCCUGGGGGAGGUGGACCCCCUCCGCUGUGUGUGGGAGGGCCACCCCUGGGGCUUCUGGGAGCCUGGGCUGCAGAGACCGGGGCCCUGCAAGGCAGGAUUUGAGGGAGCCUUCGGCCACGGCCGGCAGCCAGGGCCCAGGUAUGAGAUCUGGACGAACCCCCUGAACACCUCCCAGGGAGAGGGACCCUCUUCUCAGACCAGGUCCAGGCUGACCUCCUGCUGCAGGGGAUCCUGUGGCCACGCGGCCGCUGGCAGGAAAAGAGGCUGCAAGGACAGUGUCAGCCCGGCCUCCAGUGCCAGCUGUCCUGAAGGCUCUGAGCCAGACUCCUCCUGCCCCAGGACCCCGGAGGGCAGCGUGGGCAGCAGCAGCCCAGCCCCCAUGGCUGCUUCCCAGACAGAGGCAGUGAGGGAAGCUGGCCAGGGACCUGGCCCUUGCCCAGAGGGAGCGGGGCCAGGCAGCCAGGAACAACACAGUGCAGAAGGGGCUCCUUCUGACACAUUGGCCAGUACAGGGUGUCCCGAGGAGUCCAGCGCACGGGGCAGAUGGCACGGGGGCUGCCUGGGCCAGGCGAGGGCUGUGACUUCCCAGCAGAAGGCCACUCGGGGUGGUGGUCCUGGUUCUCCCACCCAGACUCCCUCAUCUUUGAGGGACAAGAACCUACAGGCAGAGACAUGCGGAGAGGGUACCUGGUGCCUCCAGGCCAGGGGUGGGUCCCUGCCGAGGUUGCCCCUGGGCCAUUCUGGCUCUUGGGACACCAAAGGAGGCUCUCCCCCUCUUUCUGCCUGUGCCCCACCCCAGCGGGGGAGGAGGCCGCAGAAGAGCCGAGCUAGUGCUCUGGGCUCAGCCGGCGUUUCUGGCCUUGGCCAAGUGGUCCAGCAAGUCCAUCCCAGGCAGCACGGACACCGCAGGGACACCGGCUGCCCGCUGGACUCACCUGCAGCCCGGCAAGUGCCGAGGCCUCCUGACAGAGGAAGGGCCCACCCCGAUGGCCUGGCACCACGACUUUCUGAAAGCUCCUCGCAUGUGAAGCGGGGCUCCAGGGUCCCCCGGCCUCCCACCUCGGGUUCCCUUCAUUCCCAGGACGUGCCCAGGGUCAGCAGCGCCUCUGUCACACCCGUGAGUAACUCCAGCUGCGCAUCUAACUUCUACCACUGUGACACUGCCUCUGUUGGGAUGGCAGGGGACUCCGAGAUCAGGGCGGGCUCAGCAGCCCCCAUGCCCACCCGCAUGUCUGACUCCUGCCUGGUGGAAAAGUCUUCCUCAUCUGUGCCAGGGGAGCCAGGAGACCCCCGAGGCCACUGCUACUCACAGGUGGGGGCAUCCCCGGUCCACGGGGCCACAGGUGCUGAAACACGGUCCUCGGGGGGACCCCUCUCUGACGCCCGCUGGGUGUGCCAUGGGAAGCCCACUUCCAGCAGCAAUGGUGACUGCAGUGCUGACUGGGGACCCGGUAGGGGUGAGCGGGGGCAGGAAACACUCAAGGUAGGGUGUGUGCUGCCCCCAGGCCCUGAGUCAGGGGCAGCAAGAAGUAGCCCCAGCUCUGGUGCUGGGCCCAGGAGGGUGUCACAGGGUAUGACCAUCGGUGUGGGGGGAGGCCUGGGGGUACAGGUGGGGGAUGGUGGCGUGACGCCUGGCACUCUGCCCCAGGCCUCACCAGAUGCCGUGGUCCGUGAGUGGCUGAGCAACCUCCCAGAAGAAACUGAACUCAUGAAACUUGAGAUGGUGGAUGAGACCACAGAUGUGGCUGGAGACAGCCCAGGGGACCCCCGGGAGGACCCUGGUGAUGACCACUGUCCCAAAGACCCAGGGGAGCUAGCCCAGGCCGGACAACAGCCCCUGGAAAGGGAUGCCAGUGAGAACCUAGAGCCAGCUGGAGCCAUCCCAGUGACUGGAGAUGCUGGUCCCAAAUCAGCAGAGGGUCUCCCCCAAAGUGCAGCUCUGGUGGGAGUUUCCAAAGCCCCUGCGGAGGCUGGGGCAGGCGGAGGGGCCUCUGUGGGCUGCAUUGGGAGUUGGGGCAUGCUGCCCGGCAGGGUCUCUGCCUCCACACAGAUGUUGAAGGUGCUGAUGGGCUCUGAGCAGGACCGGCCCAGCAGCCUACCAGAACUAUCCCACACGGCAGCCACCAGGCUCAGCCGCUCGGCCGGGGCCCUCAUCACCUGCCUCACCAGGCUGCACUUCUUUGAUGACGAUCUUGGGUCUCCUGCCGGCAAAGGGGGCUUCACAGACUCCGCUUGGUACCAGGAGCUGCUGAGCCUCUCCCAGGCCUUGUGGCCAGGGUGUGGCCCUGGGCCGGACCAGCCGGACUCAGGCCUCCAGGAGGACUCGGGCCUGCAGGAGCUUGCCUUGUGCCAGGCUCUGCCGGGCCUCGGGUCCCACGCCAUGACUGAGGACUUCACACCAACGUCCUCUUCGGGAGUGGAUGUCAGCAGUGGCUCCGGAGGCUCGGGGGAGGGCAGCGGGCCUUGUGCUGUGGACUGCACCCUGGCCUCUGAGAAGGUGGAGCUGCCCCUAGAAAUGCCCCACCAGGGAUCUGACUCCAGAACCUCAGAGAACCCAGAGGACCCGGUAAACCAGCAGCCGAACUGCUGCACAGCCUCCUCCAACUCCCGGGCGUGGGCUCCUGCAGCCAACUCGGACGGAUCCGGGAGGGCUCCCAGAGAGCAGAUGCUGAGCAGUGACCCAAACCGAUUAGCUGCAAGCAUGGUGCAAGAAGAGGGGGUCGAAGAGGAAGGGUCUCCAGGAGAGAGAGGAGCCAGUGGCCAGGAGUUGGAGGCUGGCUCUUCAGAUGGGGAGGACGGGGGAGGCCCAGGGGGAGACGAGGGCCUGCAGGAAGAGGAAGCAGGAGGAGACCCUGCCUCUGCAGGGCUGCACCCCCCAGGGAGUGCAGAGAAGCCCAGAGAGCCCCCUGGUCAUCUCAGCGAGGGGGACCCUGAUGCUCCUGAGAGUCAAAGCAGUCCCAAGCUUGAGCCUGGUUUAGAAGAGCCACCUGGAGCAGCAGUGACAGUCCACGAGCAAGCCCAGGCCACGUCCACCCCAGAAACUGAAGAGACAGCCACAUCUAUGGCUUGCAGAGCCUCUCUGGACCCUGAUCCCCUCUGGGUGUUCAGGUUGCUGGAGAAGAUGGAGCAGUCCUUCCUGGCACACCUUGUCAGUGCUGUGGCUGAGCUCCGAGCCCGCUGGAGCCUGCAGGACAACUGCCUGCUGGACCGAAUGGCAGCUGAGCUGGAGCAGGACGUGGGCCGGCGGCUUCGAGACAGCACUGAGCGAGAACUCCAGGAGAUCCAGAGCCGGGCCGAGGGGAAGGGCAGGGGCCUGCCCCAGAGGGGAGCUCUUGGGGAGAAGAUGUUCCUGCGUGCAGAACAGCGCAGGCACCGCCUCCAGGGCCUGCACAACCUCUCGGCCUUCUCUGAGCAGACCCGAAACUGGGAGCCCCUCUCCCUUGCCCAGGAGGACAGGCUACCCCUCCGUGCAGCCCAGGGGACUUGGCUAGAUGGGGAGGCUGAGGGGGACGAGUUCUGUCCCUGUGAGGCCUGUGUGAGGAAGAAAGCAAUCCCUGCAUCCCCCAAGGACACCAUGGGGGCAGCCAGCGUGCCCAUCACCAAGGCCUUUGACCUGCGGCAGAUUCUGCAGAGGAAGAAAGGAGGGUGCGAUGAUGGGGAGGUGGCAGAAGUGGCUCCUGGGACAGGAGGGAUGCAGCUGCUUCAGGAGGAGCCCUCCAGGACCAGGACCAUCCAGGGAGCCGAUGGGGGGCUGGAGCUGGGGUUAGGCCCUGACCCUGGGGUGGCCGCGGGAAAUGAGGGACAGGGAAGCCAGGGACUCAGCAGAGAGGAAGAUCCCAAGCUAGCAGAGGCCGAGGGGGAUGGUGCCGCCGCUCAGGAGAGAGAAGGGGACGCCUGCCCCAGUGCUGGCAGCGACCUGCAGGGAGCAGCGCAUGAGGAGCAGGGUGGGCAUGAGCAGGAAGAGUCUCUGGAUGGGGGCUCCAGGAAUGAGGACAAUUCGGAGGACGAGGCUUUGGAAGGAGGGAACCCCAAUCCAGGAGCACAGAGCAAUGGCACCGAGGCUGUAAAGGCCCUGGAAGCUGAAGGACAGGGACAGACUGGNUCAUCUCUGGGCAAUGGCUCUCAGGCCUCUCAGAAAGGCCCAGAAGACCAUUUGAGUGCAGACAUAAGGGACGUUGAAGCAGAGUCCAGAGAGGCCCCUCACGCAGAAAGAAAAGUCACGGGGAUGUAUCCAGAACACUCUACCUCCGAGCAAGAUGGGACCCCCUCAGGCCCAAGGACUCCAGAGCAGGGGCCAGGCAUGCGCUCUGAUUUACAAGACCAGACGGCAGCAGGAAGCCUGGCCCUCACCCAGGGGGUGGGCCGGCCAGAUGGCUUCAGUCAAGACGACUUAGAUUUCUAG
Molecule: messenger RNA, 5472 nt
Organism: Galeopterus variegatus (Sunda flying lemur)
Lineage: Eukaryota; Metazoa; Chordata; Mammalia; Dermoptera; Cynocephalidae
Gene: RP1L1
Product: retinitis pigmentosa 1-like 1
Exons: 6
Coding region: 1-5472 (1823 amino acids)
Biological process (GO): retina development in camera-type eye; axoneme assembly; photoreceptor cell development
Cellular component (GO): axoneme
Source: RefSeq, a predicted model, not a curated record